This is a messenger RNA of Trichoderma virens Gv29-8, 1314 nucleotides long. RefSeq lists its product as uncharacterized. NCBI's taxonomy places the organism in Eukaryota, Fungi, Ascomycota, Sordariomycetes, Hypocreales, Hypocreaceae. The transcript has a single exon. The record is from RefSeq and is a predicted model, not a curated record. Bases 1 to 960 code for a protein of 319 amino acids.
AUGACCGACGUGGCUGAUAUCGCCGCCGACUCGGCCUCGACUGAAGUGGCCGCCGCCAUCGACUCCGCCGUUGCUGUGGUCGAUCCUCUUCCCUCGAUUCCCACCCCGGCCAAGGCUCCCAUUGGCGCUGUUCUCGCCGCUGUGCCCUCCAAUGCGGAUGCCUUUGCUGGCCAUCUGCUGCGAUGCCUCCAGACCCGCGCCGGCGCUGAUGCUGUCCUGCAGUUCCUCUGCUACUCGUCCAAGCUGUCGGGCUCCGUGCUCGAGACGCUGAGCCGCAAUGCCCUGCGCCAGUCAGCACAGAAGCUCAUUGCCAUGGCCUUCCAGCUGCCGCCCGCCACGACGGUCGUUCUCUCAUCAGCCCCAGCGCCUCCCGGGGCGGCGUUUGCGCUCAACCUGGCGACCAAGCUCAAGGCCUUUGCAGGCAUUCUAAGCGAGGCACGGACGAUUAACCGACUCUGGGGUCUGCUUGGCCUGUACUUUGCGCUCAAGCGGCUCCUCUCCAGGCCGCGCCCCAAAAAGGAAGAUUCCGAAAAAGAGGGUUCAAGCUCCGUCGUUCUGGCCCACCACUUCGAUACCGUCUUCUCUCUCACCCAGAUCUUCUCCCUCAUCCUAUAUCAAGUGUUUGAGAACCUCGCGUUCUUGGGCAGCAAAAAGGCCAUUGAUCUAAAGCCCACGACCAUGGGCAAGUUUGGCCUCCUCAGCGUGCGAUGCUGGGGUGCGUAUACCUUCAUGGAGCUUGCCAGGCUGCUGCUGGAGCGCACGCGCAAGAGCGCCGAGGCCAAGGACGCCGCUUGGGCGAACACCUGGAACAAGAGCUUCUUCCGCAACUUGGCCUGGGCGCCAUUGACCGUCCAAUGGGGCAUGAUUGGCGGAGGACCUCUGCCUGAGACGGCGGUGAACUUGCUGGCGAUGUACCCCUCAACGGGACAGAUGAUUGAUCUCUGGCGUGAGACGGCUUAAAGGUGUUGAAAUCUUGUCUCCUCGAAAUCCCCGGUGAAAGGGGCGAGGGAUCUGUUGGGUGCUACGCGAGCGGCUGUGCAACUUGAAGUUGAUGGGAAAGGAUUCACAGUACCCGGAAAGGCGCAGGCAUUUUGGCACCAGUCUCCGUAUAAGAUAUAGACAUACAGAGGGUAAGAUCAUCUACCGGAGUAAAUGAUGCACUUGGUAUCGCAAGAAUAUUGGAAACCUGGGCAAUGGUAGAAUGUCGGAUAGGUAUGUAAGCUUUUUGUCUGUCUUUGCUUGUUUGGAUCACAUGUAAUAGCUGAGCUGUAUUUUGCCAUUUACGUUUAUGAAUAUAUGCAUGCAUCUUUUGCC